This is a messenger RNA of Penicillium odoratum, 1317 nucleotides long. RefSeq names its product mitochondrial 37S ribosomal protein uS4m. The coding region runs from base 1 to 1317 and encodes 438 amino acids. The record is from RefSeq and is a predicted model, not a curated record. Gene Ontology annotation, molecular function: structural constituent of ribosome; rRNA binding. Gene Ontology annotation, biological process: positive regulation of translational fidelity. Lineage: Eukaryota; Fungi; Ascomycota; Eurotiomycetes; Eurotiales; Aspergillaceae. Gene Ontology annotation, cellular component: mitochondrial small ribosomal subunit. The transcript is spliced from 3 exons.
AUGAGAAACAGGGCCAGCAACACCUUGUCCAAGGGGAAAAUCCGUCAAUCAUGGAGCAAGUACAACUUGUAUAACCUGCAGCGAUUCCGAUCCCCAGGUACCGCGAACCGCACAUUCUUCCAGCAAAAAUGGACUGCCAAAGCCCUUGCCCGGGCCUACCACGGUGAACAGGUCCGCGAGGGUCAAUGGAAGCGCAUGUUCUCAAAGCGUAUCCGUAGCGUUUUCCCCAUGAACACUGCCGAUCUCGCCAUGGAUGAUGGAUCCAAGGCGUCUGCUGGCCGAGGAUCCGGUCUGCAAUCAGAGGGAAAGCCCGUCAGUUCGCGCUUGGUCCCCUAUACCCAGAUGGCAUUCGCUCCCCUGGAACGCCGAUUGGAUGUUGCUAUAUUCCGAGCACUGUUUGCUAGCAGUGCUCGGCAAGCUAGACAGUUUGUCAUUCACGGUGCGGUUACUGUGAAUGGCCAGAAGAUGAGACACCCCAGCUACCUUCUCAACCCCGGCGAUCUCUUCCAGGUCGACCCGGAGCGUGUCAUGUUCGCUACCGGUGCUCCUAAGACUAAAUUCGAGCGACGAGAGGCCCGCCAACUGAAGCAGAAGGACAGUGAGAAUGAAGAGGCCAAUGCCGAGACCGAGACCGAGACCAAGCCAGAGACCGAGGAGAAGCAAGAGAAGGAGAGCACCAAGGAUACCCUUAAGGCCUUGAUGGCCCAGGCCAAGACUAUCAUGUCGACAGACAAGGAUGUGCUCCCGGCAAAGCGCAAGCAGGAACUGCGCGGCUUCCAGAAGGCCGUGCGCCGUGUGUUGUCCCGCUCCGAGACCAGCACCAUCCUCACAGACAGCCUGGAAUCACAGUUCUCCGAGCUCACUUUGAUGCUAAAGGCGACCCGUGCUGAGAAGAAAUCCAAGGACAACAAGAAGUCCAAGGACCAACCAGCCAAGGAGGAGACCACUGUGGUACCCAAGGAAUCUGAAGAGGCUGGCAACAAGCUAUCGGAGGCCUUCCAGAAGGCUGCCGAGGGCGGCGAGAUUGACGCCUCUGAAUUGUCUGAUGAGGAAUUUGACGUCCUCCGCCGUGCUCUUACUCAGAUGCGUGACAACCCCAUUGACCACUCCAAGCCCUACGCCACCCCUUGGCGGCCACGAGAGUACAUGUCUGCCUUUGCUUUUAUCCCACGCUACCUUGAGGUCAACCAGAAUAUUUGUGCCGCUGUAUAUCUGCGUCACCCCGUUGCCCGCCCGGGCUCCGCGGAAGUGCCCACUCCCUUCGGCGAGUCGGUUAGCACCCCGGCCUAUGGCUGGUACUUGAGGAGACGGUGGUAG